AUGUUCCGUGUUGCUACACCACCUGCCAAAGCCAAUACAAGUGAUCCCAGACGUCUAGAAAUUGAUCUGGCCAGUCUUCUUCGAUCCAUUCCAUCAAGUGCCAUUAGCACUUCGGCAUGGCACGCGUUUACCGCAGAAAUGAUCUGCCUCGCUCAACGUUCAUGUGAAGUGGGAUACAACAACGUAGCCACCUACCAACCUUCGUUCAUAAAUGUUGGGAAAAUCGCUGCGAUCUAUCGAAUUUGUACAUUUGCAGACACGAAAUGGAGAGUUACUGUGUACGAUAUGGAGUUUAUCUACUCGCCUACUUCCGGUAGUCUUGAUGUAACGACCCCCGCGUUUCAGCGUUGGAUUGAAGAGUUGAGUGGUAAAGUCCCAUUUGAGCUUAUCGUGCGUGUAGGUAGUUGGGAUGGAACUGUAAUUUCGGAUGCUUCCAGUUUUAAAGUGAAGUUUUACGGAGGCUACGACACUGUCACUGGACGGUAUACAAUGCUACAUCCAGCGCUAGUUCCUGUGUUUGAAGUGGCCGGAGGAACGGAAUCUGGAGGUGUGGAUAAUAUCCAAUACGCAGGGGCAAACUAUACGAUGUGGGAUAUAAAACUAUGGUCGAUUGGUCAGACUCCUCGGUACGACAAGUUCCUGGAUCUAUUAGAAAUUGGUCUCGGCGGGACGGCUACAACUCCAACGCCUUCUUCGACUGUAGUGUCCCCAACUCAAGAAAUAUCGUCUACUGAUCCAUGUCGGAAGUGCUCUUGGGUUCUAGCUCGAUGUCAAAAUGACUCCGAAUGUGUCUCGCUGACGCGUGAUUCGCUAAUACUUUUGCUAACCAGUACACAAAGCAGUCUACAAACUCCUAUGAAAACGACUGUAGUAGAUGACUACGGCACUACAGCAUUCAGAGGUGACUUGUACCCACUAAUGGUAUCUCUGAAUAGAGCCUACUCUUCGAAAGCCUGGGAUUUACUCGCUGGCGAGUUCUUUUGUCUCGCAAACGGCUCAUAUGACAUGGAAUACAGCGAUGUCUACGUCGAUAACACGAUGGAACAUAUGCCGACGAAAUUGGAACUUGUACCUUCCGUUAAAGUGGAAUUGCGGACAUACGGCAACACCGAGUGGGAUGUUCAAAUAAAUGGAGUGGUUUUCUCAUACAAACCCAUUCAAGUAUCUACAAGCUCAACUGAUUAUACUCUUCCCUUUCAGAAUUGGCUUAGAGCUCUGGGAUCGGACGACUCAGUGAAACUUGAAUUUCAAGUAGUUAACCGAGUCUUCAGUAAUCUAGGCGCAAUCACCCUAAGCAUCCGAGUGUUCGGCAGCUUUGAUCAGGAUCAGUAUCAGUACUUGAUGGUAAAUCCGACAAAGAUUCCUCAGUUUUCUGCUGUAGGAGGACUAGUUGACAUCGGGGAUAGUUUCCCUCGUGCUGAGGCAAAUGUUACAUUACCCAGCAUGGUCAUCUCGUCCACACGCCAGAAACCACAGUAUACCAAGAUGCUGAAGAUGUUAUCGGACGGAAUUGACAAUUCCAUUCCAGUGCCAACCACCACUCCAACGUCGAUCUCCAGAUCCAUUUUAUCUGAUGACACCUGUCGUCAAUGUCAAGACGAUAUCGCACUUUGUCGGGAUGAUACUGAUUGCGUCGAGUCUUCACGGGACAGACUUGUUCCCUUACUGCGCGAAUAUGGCUGGACACAAAGCACUAGCGCAGAGAAUGAAUAUGGGAGCGCUCGAGUGUCCCUGAAUUUAACCCAAGUACUGCUCACUCCGGAUAUUUUCCUCUCUCGACAAGGCUGGGACUUAUUCGCGGCUGAGUUGACGUGCCUUUCGAUCUCGUGUGACUUGGAAUAUGGCGAUGUUGCCUCUCCUUUACUAGGAUUUCACAUACCAACGUUUGUGAAUAAUAUUUUUGGAGCAUCGGUCGUUAUUUCUUUACGGACAUACGCUGAUACUGCUUGGAACAUACACGUAAACAAUGAAUUGCUGUCCUAUACGAUCGACACAAGCGACACCAGGCCGAUAUACGAUGCUGCGAUGGCUCUACGUGAAUGGAUUGCGUCGCAACUGUUAGCGUAUGAUCUUCUCGCUACCAUGUACGGCCCAGAGAUCGAUUCUGUAUCGGGAGCUGCCAUUCUUCGUAUGUAUUUAUCUGGGUACAACAUGUAUUUGGCGCCACCAUGGUUAAUUCCUCGGUUUGAGGCUGUAGGAGGAGUCACCGGAGGAGCAGAUACUGGACUGCCAGUCGCUGAAGCCAAUGUGAAACCUUGGGAAAUAUCUUUGAUUAGUCAUUCUCAGAAACCUCAGUACGGUAAAUUUCUCGAUCUGCUCGCGUUUGGCCUUGGCACUCCGACGUAGGUGAAGGUGAAAUAGUGCAUUCCUGAACCAUAUUCAAUAAUAAAACACUGGAAAAUUAAC
Molecule: messenger RNA, 2406 nt
Organism: Phytophthora nicotianae INRA-310
Lineage: Eukaryota; Oomycota; Peronosporomycetes; Peronosporales; Peronosporaceae
Exons: 1
Coding region: 1-2346 (781 amino acids)
Source: RefSeq, a predicted model, not a curated record